UUUGAAAAAAAAUGAAAUGGCUUCCACUGUUUGAAAGCGAUUCAUGCCAAAAGUACGACUGAGAUUGUCACUGUGGAGUCAGGAUUAGAGUGGUGCUGGAAAAGCACAGCAGGUCACGCAGCAUCCGAGGAGCAGGAAAAAUCGACGUUCCGGGCAAAAGCCCUUCAUUAUCAGUGUGGAGCCGUGUCAUUCACAUUUUCCAAGGUGGCAAAACUAGGCAGAGUGGUGUAGUGACUAAGACAGGUGCUUUAAUUAGGUGACGCUCGGUAGCAGCCGGCUCCGACUGUCAGGUUGCAGUCAGCCAAAGAGCAAUGCUUCACUCGGCGGUUGGUGCUGGGCAGACAGUGGCGCGAGCCUGGCAGCGGGCCGUUACUUUUGGAACGUGGGCCCAUUGUCUCCGCACGCGGGAGAUAGUUGGAGGCGCUCGCGGGGCUCUCCUCAAGACCGCCAGAGCGGACCGCUUCGGGGCGGUCACCGCCCACCUGGAGCCCAGGCACUUUCCGCCAGAACUGGACGAGAUCACAUUUCAGAACCUGCUACAGGAUGCUAUCAAGCACUGGAGAGCAGAAGGCAAGGUGGCAGUCUGGCUGCAUGUUCCUAUUCUCCAGAGCAGAUUUAUAUCUGCAGCAGCUGUUCAAGGUUUUACAUUUCACCAUGCUGAAAAGGACCAUUCCACAUUGGCACUGUGGCUAGCUAAGGGGGAAAGCAGGCUUCCUGCUUAUGCUACACAUCAAGUCGGUGUGGCAGGUGCUGUGUUUGAUGAAACCACUGGUAAAGUUCUGGUUGUGCAAGAUAAAAAUAAGAUAAAAAAUGCUUGGAAGUUUCCAGGAGGCCUCUCUGAUCUGGGUGAAGAUAUUGGUGAAACAGCUGUCCGAGAAGUAUUUGAAGAGACCGGAAUAAGGUCCAAAUUUUUGUCACUUCUCAGCAUCAGGCAACAGCAUAACCAUCCAGGAGCCUUUGGGAAGUCAGACAUGUACAUUGUUUGUCGUCUGAAAGCUGUCUCGUUUGACAUCAAUUUUUGCCAAGAAGAAUGCCUGCGGUGUGAAUGGAUGGAUCUGGAGGAGCUGGCCAGAAGUGAACACACAACACUUAUAACCAGCAGGAUAGCCAAGCUGUUAUUUUAUGGAUACAGGGAAGGCUUUGAUAAGAUUGAUGUAAAUAUGAGAGAAUUCCCAGCAGUUUAUACAGGCCUUUUUUACAAACUUUAUCACAAAGAAUUACCAGAGAAAUACGAGAAGCUGCAACCGAAUGGAUUGAAAUAGGUUGUGAAGGAAAAUAGUUACUAUGAAGAUUAGAAAUUGAAUUUGUUCUAUCUGUCUAAUCAAAUAAACAAAUAACUGGUGCGAUACAGAAUGGGUAAAAUCCAAUUUUGUUCAGUGUUGAGAACUACAUUUUUGCAACAUUUUUAUUCAAAUGUAUAAAAACCAAGCUUCUCAAUACAUCACUUCAAUUUCAAAAAUGACAGU
Molecule: messenger RNA, 1466 nt
Organism: Hemiscyllium ocellatum (epaulette shark)
Lineage: Eukaryota; Metazoa; Chordata; Chondrichthyes; Orectolobiformes; Hemiscylliidae
Gene: nudt6
Product: nudix (nucleoside diphosphate linked moiety X)-type motif 6
Exons: 5
Coding region: 312-1262 (316 amino acids)
Molecular function (GO): NAD binding; ADP-ribose diphosphatase activity; NADH pyrophosphatase activity
Source: RefSeq, a predicted model, not a curated record